Messenger RNA from Penicilliopsis zonata CBS 506.65, 941 nucleotides. RefSeq lists its product as hypothetical. Gene Ontology annotation, molecular function: proton-transporting ATPase activity, rotational mechanism. NCBI's taxonomy places the organism in Eukaryota, Fungi, Ascomycota, Eurotiomycetes, Eurotiales, Aspergillaceae. The transcript has 8 exons. Gene Ontology annotation, cellular component: fungal-type vacuole membrane; vacuolar proton-transporting V-type ATPase complex. The record is from RefSeq and is a predicted model, not a curated record. Gene Ontology annotation, biological process: vacuolar acidification. The coding region runs from base 59 to 901 and encodes 280 amino acids.
GUGUUAUCAAGGCCACUGCUACCAGGGUAGGUGUGUAUCUAGAUAUUGAGGUAUCAUCAUGUCGGGCGCUGUGGGCCGUGAGGCGGUCUUCCCAACUCGCCAGUCGCUCGGGUUGAUGAAGAGCAAGCUGAAGGGAGCAGAGACUGGCCACAGUUUGUUGAAGAGGAAGAGCGAGGCUCUAACCAAGCGCUUUCGCGAAAUCACUCGACGCAUUGAUGAAGCGAAACAGAAGAUGGGACGAGUUAUGCAGAUAGCUGCAUUCUCGCUCGCAGAAGUCAGCUACGCCGUUGGAGGAGAUAUCGGGUACCAGAUCCAGGAGUCCGCCAAACAGGCCCGUUUCCGUGUUCGAACCAAGCAGGAGAACGUGUCUGGCGUUUUCUUACCGCAAUUCGAGAGCUACGCCGAAGAACGCAUCAAUGACUUUGGUCUGACAGGUCUUGGUAAGGGAGGUCAACAAGUACAACGCUGCCGGGAAACAUACGCAAGAGCAGUGGAGACCCUGAUCGAACUGGCCAGCUUACAGACUGCUUUCCUGAUUCUGGAUGAGGUGAUCAAGGUGGUCAAUCGCAGAGUCAAUGCCAUCGAGCACGUCAUUAUUCCCCGGACAGAAAACACCAUCAAAUACAUCAACUCCGAGCUUGACGAACUCGACAGAGAAGAGUUCUACCGACUCAAGAAGGUUUCGGGUAAGAAACAGCGCGAUAACGCCGCUGCUGAUGCGGAGAUCCUUGCCAAGAGACAGCGAGAAGCGGAGCAGCAGCAGCAGCAGCAGCAGCAGCAGAAGGAUGCCAGUGGUGCGCAAGACGACACGGCUGCCGCGGCUGCUACUCCAGCUGUCGAGGAAGAACCAGAGGUUGCGGACGUGCUUGGAGAACAGGAGGAUCAAGACGUAAUCUUCUAGUCGGACCUGUAUAUAUCAUUAUCCCCCAGUCUUGAUUCAG